AUGUUCUUCCCAUCUCCGCAGAUCGACGUCCUGCCAGAGAUUGUGGCCGCCGUGGGUGACAAGAUGGAGGUCUACCUGGACAGCGGAGUGCGCACGGGCGCCGACGUGGUCAAGGCGCUCGCGCUGGGAGCACGGGCUGUCUUCGUGGGGCGGCCGGUGCUGUGGGGGCUCGCCUAUGACGGCAAACACGGUGUCCGAAGGGUCCUGCGAAUACUGAGGGAUGAGUUGGAGCACACGAUGCGGCUGCUCGGUUGCUCCGACGUUAACGACUUGUGCGAAGACUUCGUCGUUCACGAGAGCUGGUACCCGAGGCCACUGCGGUGUACUCCGGGACAGCAACACAACGGAGUGUGACCGCCGCAGUACAAGUACGGCGCUUUCAAGUGCGGAACACGCAAUCUACAGCAGGUGUCAAAAACAAAAAGAAAAUGAAAUAGAAAUAAAAAGAAUAAAGAAAAGAAAAACGA
Messenger RNA from Rhipicephalus sanguineus (brown dog tick), 467 nucleotides. RefSeq names its product 2-Hydroxyacid oxidase 2-like. Bases 1 to 354 code for a protein of 117 amino acids. The transcript has 3 exons. Gene Ontology annotation, molecular function: oxidoreductase activity. Lineage: Eukaryota; Metazoa; Arthropoda; Arachnida; Ixodida; Ixodidae. The record is from RefSeq and is a predicted model, not a curated record.